This is a messenger RNA of Pseudophryne corroboree (corroboree frog), 1870 nucleotides long. Its product is annotated as zinc finger protein OZF-like. Lineage: Eukaryota; Metazoa; Chordata; Amphibia; Anura; Myobatrachidae. Bases 114 to 1748 code for a protein of 544 amino acids. The transcript is spliced from 7 exons. The record is from RefSeq and is a predicted model, not a curated record. Gene Ontology annotation, biological process: regulation of transcription by RNA polymerase II. Gene Ontology annotation, cellular component: nucleus. Gene Ontology annotation, molecular function: RNA polymerase II cis-regulatory region sequence-specific DNA binding; DNA-binding transcription factor activity, RNA polymerase II-specific.
CGGGUGGAACGCACAGGCCGGAAGUUGGCCGUACAAUAUUUUCCGGGGUUAGAGCAGUGGUUGGUGCGGAGAGGUAGUAUUUAGAAGGACCCAAGCAUCUGUACAAUGAUGUGAUGAUGGAGAAUCACCAGUUCCUCACAUCACUGGAUGGAUCCAGUAACAGAGAUAUCCCAGAGAGAUGUCCCCGUCUUCUUUAUUCCCAGGAUUGUAUAGAGAAGACUCACAGGACCCCACAGGAGGAUCGGAAUGAUGGAAUGACUGUGAUUAAAGUAGAAGUUAUAGAGCGAGAAGAAGAGACGUAUGUGAGGGGUGAUCAGCAGUGUAAGGAGGAGGAAAUCCCUACAGAUAUCAGCACAGAUGGACCCAGUAAGAGAGAUACCCCAGAGAGAUGUCUCCAUCCUCUUUAUUCACAGGACUGUACAAAGGAGAUUCACAGGACCACACGGGAGGAUCAGGGUGAAGAUAUGACUGAUGUUAAAGUUAAAAAUACAAAGGAAGAAGAAGAGACGUAUGUGAGCGGUGAUCAGCAGUGUAAGGAGGAGGAAAUCCCUACAGAUAUCAGUACAGCAUAUGGAUACAGAAGCAGGAUUACAUCAGAGCAAGAUCUAAGUUUAUCUCCAGAUUAUGGAAUAGAAGAUAACGGAAUCACCCGAGAUUUUCCAAGAGAAAACCCUAUUUCCACAAUUAUACAAUCAGUACUACACUGUGUGGAUAUGUCAUCUGAUCCUACUUAUCAUGAGGAAUGUUCUGUAAGCUCAGAAGCUGCAUCUAUUACAGCUCUUCCAGCAGAUACAAUACUUCCCUGUUCAAUAGAUGCCAAUUGUUUUCCACAGAACACUAAGCACAUUACCCAUAAGCCAGAUAAAACAGGAGGGAAGCCAUUUCCAUGUUCUGAGUGUGGAAAAUGUUUUAUACAGAAAUCAACUCUGGUCAUGCAUCAGAGAAGUCACACGGGUGAGAAACCAUUUCCAUGCUCUGAUUGUGGAAAAUGUUUUACACAGAAAUCAGAUCUUUUAAAACAUCAGAGAACUCACACAGGUGAGAAGCCAUUUCCCUGUUCUGAGUGUGGGAAAUGUUUUACACAGAAGCCACAUCUUGUUCAACAUCAGAGACGUCACACGGGUGAGAAGCCAUUUUCCUGUACUGAUUGUGGGAAAUUUUUUACCCACAAAUCAGCCUUAGUUAUACAUCAGAGACUUCACACUGGUGAGAAGCCAUUUCCAUGUUCUGAGUGUAGGAAUUGGUUUACACACAAAUCUGCUCUUGUUUCACAUCAGAGAAGUCACACAGGUGAGAAGCCUUUUUCAUGCUCUGAGUGUGGGAAAUGUUUUACAGAAAAAUCGUCUCUUGUUACACAUCAGAGUUUUCACAAAGGCGAAAAGCCAUUUCCGUGUUCUGAGUGUGGGAAAUGUUUUACACAGAAAUCGGGUCUUCUUACACAUCAAGUAACUCACACAGGUGAGAAGCCAUUUUCAUGUUCUGAGUGCAGGAAAUGUUUUAGAGACAAAUCAGCCCUUGUUUCACAUCAGAGAAUUCACACAGGUGAAAGACCAUUUUCAUGCUGUAUGUGUGGAAAAAGUUUUACCGAGAAAUCCUCUCUCGUUACACAUCAGAGAACUCACACAGGCGAGAAGCCGUUUCCAUGUCCUGAUUGUGGGAAAUUUUUUACGCAGAAAUCCAAUCUUGUAAAGCAUCAAAGAAUUCACAGAGGUGAGAAGUCAUUUGUACAUUCAGAUAAAGGGAAAUGACAGAAGUCAGAUCUUGUUAAUAUUAACAUUAUUCAGACACAUGUACAAAGGAGAACUUUUUUUACUACUGUAAAGUAUAUUAUCUAUGUAAAAAUUCUCAUUAAACAUAGUAUUUCUCCUAA